AUGAGCGGUUUCACUCAAAUUCUGCUAAGCUUGGCAUUCAAGGCGGCUUUUUGCUGGGCAAAAAGUACUAACUCUGAUCCCGAUGACCUGGACGAUCUGCUGCCAACGCCAGGCUCACCAGACGACGAUAGCUCCCCUGUGGGACCCGGAGAUGACGUUAGUCCGGUAACUGAAGAGAUCUUUUCGUCAUGGGCUCUCUUCAUCAUGCUAUUUCUUUUGAUAUCGGCACUGUGGUCAACCUACUUUCUAGCGCAAAGACGUAUCAAAGCGGUUCAUGAAACCGUGCUAUCAAUUUUCUACGGUAUGGUUGUGGGACUGAUAAUUCGUCUAUCACCGGGACACUACAUCCAGGACGCGGUGACUUUCAACUCCUCAUAUUUCUUCAAUAUCCUGCUACCACCAAUCAUUUUGAAUUCCGGUUAUGAGCUGAAUCAGGUCAAUUUCUUCAACAACAUCGUGUCAAUAUUGACGUUCGCCAUUCCCGGGACUUUCAUCUCGGCAGUAGUCCUUGGGGCUAUAUUAUAUCUUUGGACCGCUUUAGGGCUUGAAAAGGUUGAUAUAUCGUUUGUGGACGCGCUAUCAGUCGGAGCCACUCUCUCAGCAACAGAUCCCGUCACCAUUUUAUCUAUCUUCAAUGCCUACAAGGUUGACCCAAAGCUGUACACCAUUAUAUUCGGUGAAUCUCUUCUGAACGAUGCUAUAUCCAUUGUAAUGUUCGAAACUUGUCAGAAAUUUCACGGGAAACCUGCAACGUUCUCGUCAGUUUUCGAAGGUAUAGGACUCUUUCUCAUGAACUUUACGGUUUCUUUACUCAUUGGUGUGAUGAUCGGUGUCCUAGUGGCACUGUUACUCAAACACACGUUGAUACGGCGCUACCCCCGAAUUGAGAGUUGCUUGGUUUUAAUGAUUGCUUAUGAGUCUUACUUCUUUUCGAAUGGUUGUCAUAUGUCAGGUAUUGUUUCACUGCUAUUUUGUGGAAUCACACUGAAGCAUUACGCCUACUACAAUAUGUCACGAAGAACUCAAAUCACAAUCAAGUAUAUUUUCCAGCUGUUAGCCCAACUUUCUGAGAAUUUCAUUUUCAUUUACUUGGGACUUUCUUUAUUCACUGAGGUCGAGUUGGUUUACAAACCGAUGCUUAUCAUAGUUACUGCCAUUUCAAUCUGCGUAGCACGUUGGUGUGCUGUGUUUCCGCUUUCUAACUUUGUCAAUUGGCUUUAUAGGGUCAAAGCUCAGAGGUCCAUGGGCGUCUAUGGUAAUGACGCAGCAAUUCCUGAUGAGAUUCCAUACCAAUAUCAAAUGAUGACAUUUUGGGCGGGCUUGAGAGGUGCGGUUGGAGUUGCAUUGGCAAUGGGUUUACAAGGUGAUUUUAAAUUUACUUUAUUGGCCACUGUGCUCGUUGUCGUCGUUUUGACGGUGAUUAUCUUUGGUGGUACAACUGCGGGUAUGCUUGAAGUCUUGGGGAUUCAAAUGGGCUGUAUAGACGAAAACGAUGACUCCGAUGACGAAUUUGAUAUUGAAAUGCCCAAGCCUAUCAAUAUCGCUUCCAAUUCAGUUCCUACCUAUUCAGAUGAGAUAUCACAAAAUCAAGCAAUGACUACCUCUCUACCUCCGAACAGUGGUGGACAGUUACUUUCACCAGAUGCUGUGCAGCCAUCAUCGAGACUGUCUUUAGAGAGACAACAUAUUAGAGAAACCCUGAGUACUAUAUUUUCUGCAGAUUCUCAGUGGUUCACUAAUUUCGAUGAGCAAGUCCUUAAACCUGUGUUCCUCGACAAUGUUACAGAUGGCUCUCAAUCAAGGAAAAGCGAUUCUAGUACACCAAAUUUUUUAGGGAGCAGGAGAUGA
Lachancea nothofagi CBS 11611 is the source of this 1848-nucleotide messenger RNA. The record is from the annotation of a GenBank genome assembly. NCBI's taxonomy places the organism in Eukaryota, Fungi, Ascomycota, Saccharomycetes, Saccharomycetales, Saccharomycetaceae.